Molecule: messenger RNA, 525 nt
Organism: Trypanosoma brucei brucei TREU927
Lineage: Eukaryota; Euglenozoa; Kinetoplastea; Trypanosomatida; Trypanosomatidae
Gene: Tb927.7.260
Exons: 1
Coding region: 1-525 (174 amino acids)
Source: RefSeq, a predicted model, not a curated record
AUGACGGAGCGUUCACCGGCGCUUGUACCCGCAGUGUCCCUCUUGCGGGAGGAGUUGCAGCUCCUAAACGGUGUUGUUGAGGGCCAGGCGAGAAGCCGUGUGUAUCGGCACCAUAUUUUCUUCCGCAAGGCCAGUUUUUUGCGCUCAGCUUUGAGGAAUGCGCUACCGCAAUUUGCGCGACGUGCUGCAGAUCCCACUGACUUAAGGACUGUGGCAGGUCGGUUACUUACGUUGACUAUUAGGUGUGCGGAGAGUGCGACACUCGAAUUAAGUGCAUCUCAUAUUGACACAGUUUCUGUUGCUCUCCUACUUUUGGCAAUUACAUCACGAAUUGGGUGCGUACUUUGUGUUGUUUUGGGUCGGAAACCAGAAACUUUUGGAAAACUGCAUUUUAUCGGCUCAAAGUUUGGUGUGAAGUAUAAAAGGUCUCGUUCAGAAGCGGAGUUGGCUGAAGAAACAAUUGGAGUUGCCACUCCUAUUAGGCGGCGCACGAUUGGUGGGGUUAUUGAAGCAGUCAUAAAGUGA